AUGGCCGACGAUGAUCGUCCCUCCGAGGAGGGCAUGCAGACCGGCUUCCCUCUAGACCCGUCCUCAUUCGAUGCCGAUCCCCGAGUUUCUUGGUCGAAACUCGACAAUAAGUUCAUCCUCGAAACCGAAGAAGGCAAUGAAUUCGAAUGGGACACCGCCCUGAAAAGAUGGAUUCCAGUGCUUGACCAGUCAUUAUUGGACCAACAAGGCGAAAUCUACAAGAUUGCAGGUAUCGACGAGAAUGCGACGACGACUUCACAGAAGAAGAAACGGAAGCAACUGAAUGGCGACGAGUCCGGCAACAAAUCCAAGAAACCUCGAGUUAAUACCGCUGUUUACGUGACCUCAAUACCUCUCGAUGCCGACCAAGACGAAAUCCAGCACGUCUUUUCCAAAUGCGGCGUCAUCGCAGAAGAGAUCGACUCCGGCAAGCCACGCAUAAAGAUGUACGAGGAUGACAAGGGUCGGUUCAAAGGCGACGCGCUUGUGGUCUACUUCAGGCCCGAAUCAGUCAAUCUCGCGGUUCAGAUGCUUGACGAUACAGAUUUCCGGCUGGGAACAGAAGGGCCAAUGGGCAGGAUGAGAGUCCAAGCAGCGGAUUUCUCGUACAAGAGUCAACAAGAUGUUCCAACAAAGACAAGCAGGAGAGAACAGAAGAAGAUCAUCCAGAGAACACAAAAGAUGAACGCCAAACUCAUGGAUUGGGACGAUGAUGACCCGCAAGCACUGCAGGAGACAAGCUCUAGGUGGGACAAGGUUGUCAUUCUGAAACAUAUGUUCUCACCCCAGGAGCUAGAGGCAAACCCUGCAGCGAUGCUCGAAAUCAAAGAAGACAUCCGAGAAGAAUGUGCGAAGCUCGGAAAUGUCACAAACGUAGUCCUCUUCGACAAGGAAGCAGAAGGCGUUGCAAGCGUGCGCUUCUCUGACGCACAGGCUGCCGCCGCUUGUGUCAAACUCAUGAAUGGAAGAUGGUUCGACGAAAGACGGCUGGAGGCGUACGUUGCGACAGGUCGCGAAAAGUUCAAGAAAUCGAGCGAUAAGAAGGUUGGCUUUGAGGACGAGGAGGAGGAAGAAGAUGAAGCGGGGGAAGGCGGCCGAUUGGACAAGUUUGGCUCGUGGUUGGAGCAAGAGAAAUGA
Messenger RNA from Cladophialophora psammophila CBS 110553, 1137 nucleotides. RefSeq lists its product as uncharacterized. Gene Ontology annotation, biological process: mRNA splicing, via spliceosome. Lineage: Eukaryota; Fungi; Ascomycota; Eurotiomycetes; Chaetothyriales; Herpotrichiellaceae. Gene Ontology annotation, molecular function: RNA binding. The transcript has 6 exons. The coding region runs from base 1 to 1137 and encodes 378 amino acids. Gene Ontology annotation, cellular component: U2 snRNP; U2-type spliceosomal complex. The record is from RefSeq and is a predicted model, not a curated record.